Iphiclides podalirius (scarce swallowtail) is the source of this 561-nucleotide messenger RNA. NCBI's taxonomy places the organism in Eukaryota, Metazoa, Arthropoda, Insecta, Lepidoptera, Papilionidae. The record is from the annotation of a GenBank genome assembly.
AUGGCUGAAGAAGAAGACAACACAUGGUUAAUUGAAUUGGAAUCUGUCCUGUUAGAUGGGUGCUCUCCACAAGAAAUCAAUGUAAUUACAAAAGGAAAGAAAAUACCUGAUAGUCUACGCCCUGAUGUUUGGCUGGUGUGUCUGAACUGUCAAGAUGCUGGCAAUCAAUUGCUACUAUUUGAUGAAAUAUUUGAUUUGCCAAACCAAAGUGACUUACGUGAUGAUGUGAAGAAAUUUGUUAAAAGAUUGGAUAACGAAGAUGAAGAGAAAUUAGCAGUUAUUUCCGAUAUAGAACCUGCUGACCAAUACAAUGCAGGGCAUUUAUCAACUGCUUUCCAUCUCGAUUGCAACUUAAUGUUGCAAGAACCAAAUGCUUUUAAUACAGCAGUACAAGGCUUACUUAAUGCCCAGCGGCAAGCACUAGCAGCGGGUUCUCUGGCCGCUGCGAUUGGCAUGUGUCAGCCAAUGACCGUAAAGAGCAUCGAUAUAGGAAUGUUCCACCAGUAUUUAGUAUUAAUGAUGAAGAUGAUGAUUGUCAAUCUGAUUCAAGAAGAGAAAUGG